AUGGAUAACCUUGAGUUAUGUGAAGCAAACGACGCUCCUCUAACGCCCAUUACAUUCUUGAAGAGAGCUUCUGAAUGCUAUCCCAAUCGAACUUCCAUAAUCUAUGGACAAACUCGUUUCACUUGGACUCAGACCUAUGACCGUUGCUGUCGUCUCACCGCUUCUCUUCUCUCUCUUAACCUCGCCAAGAACGAUAUUGUAUCAGUUCUGGCCCAAAACAUACCGGCCAUGUAUGAGAUGCAUUUCGCCGUUCCCAUGGCCGGAGCAGUUCUCAACACUAUAAACACCCGUCUCAACGCAAAAUCCAUUGCUGGAAUCCUUCGCCAUGCACAGCCCAAGAUGUUAUUCAUAGACCGAAAUCUUGAGCCUUUGGCUCGAGAAAGCCUCCAACUACUACCACAUGAAGACUUAAAACAGAUCAUGAAGGUCAUUUACAUUGACGAGAACAAGAGUUCGUCAUCCAAGGAGUUAGACUAUGAGAGUCUCAUCCGUAAGGGAGAACCUACGUCCUCUUUGGUCGCACGUAUGUUUCGUAUUCAAAACGAGCAAGAUCCGAUCUCGUUGAACUACACGUCAGGUACAACGGCCGACCCGAAAGGUGUGGUGAUUAGCCACCGAGGAGCAUAUUUGACCACUUUGGGCACGAUUAUGGGCUGGGAAAUGGGGACCGGCCCGGUCUACCUUUGGACUCUGCCUAUGUUUCAUUGCAAUGGAUGGACUUUCACGUGGUCAGUGGCUGCGCGUGGUGGCACCAAUGUGUGCUUAAGGAACGUGACUACCCUGGAGAUCUUUAAGAACAUAAAACUGCAUGGCGUGACGCAUAUGUGUUGUGCUCCUACGGUCUUCAACAUUCUUUUGCAAGGAAAACCGCUUGACCUAUUAAAUAGGUCUGCCCCGGUUCAGGUGCUUACUGGAGGUUCAUCGCCUCCAGCUGCUCUUGUUAAGAGAGUUGAAAAGCUGGGGUUUCAAGUGGGGCAUACCUAUGGGCUAACAGAGGCCACUGGUCCAGCUCUCUUUUGCGAGUGGCAAGACGAGUGGAACAAAUUACCAGAGGAUAAACGAAUGGAGCUGAAGGGAAGGCAAGGUGUUGGCAUGUUAACCCUAGGUGAGUUUGACGUGAAGAACACUCAAACUGAAGAGAGUGUCCCACGCGACGGAAAGACGAUGGGAGAGAUUGUCAUGAAAGGAGGCAGUAUAAUGAAAGGGUAUCUAAAGAACCCUAAAGCUACAUUGGAAGCGUUUAAACACGGAUGGUUCAACACGGGAGACAUAGGUGUGAUUCAUCCGGAUGGCCACGUGGAGAUCAAAGAUCGUUCCAAAGACGUCAUCAUCUCAGGAGGUGAAAACAUCAGUAGUGUUGAAGUCGAGAAUGUUCUUUACAAGAAUCAGAAAGUGCUUGAGACCGCGGUAGUGGCCAUGCCUCACCCAGUGUGGGGCGAGACCCCGUGCGUGUUCGUUGUUCUAAAGAAGGAUGAGAAAAAUCAAGAAGAUCUUGAAGAUAAAUUGGUGACCAAAGAAGAAGACUUGAUUAAGUAUUGCCGUGAGAAUAUGCCACAUUUUAUGUGUCCGAGGAAGGUGGUAUUCCUUCAAGAGCUCCCAAAGAAUAGCAACGGAAAGAUUUUGAAGUCUAAUCUGAGAGACAUUGCUAAGGCUUUGGUUGUUGAUGGGGACAAUGCCGGUUCCAAGAAAGUUCAAAGACGCGGUGAUGAUUACGUUAGGUCCAGGCUUUAA
Messenger RNA from Microthlaspi erraticum, 1731 nucleotides. The record is from the annotation of a GenBank genome assembly. NCBI's taxonomy places the organism in Eukaryota, Viridiplantae, Streptophyta, Magnoliopsida, Brassicales, Brassicaceae.